CAAACGCCGUCCAAUUUUAAAUAAAACCGCAGUGCAGUCAUAUACAAGAACUGUCAAAAGACCGUUAAGUAAAAAUGAAAAACCAAGAUGGUGCUGGAGAAUUUACAGCUGUUCCAGCCGUUGAGCCGUGAUAUGGUGUACCACCAUCGGCAGACGCCCAUGCGGGCCACACCAGCGGCUUUAUCGAGGAGCAUUUCGAGAAGUGCCGAAACCCUGGCCAGUACGAAAGGGAAAGAAGUAAAAACUCGCAAAGCGCGCAGCACGGAGCAACCCGGGGCCUCGGGGCUUACCAAAGGCUCCAGCUCCGUAGAACUUCCAGCCCUGGGCAAGACCUGGGGCAGAGAUGACGACAGUCUGCGCAGCCGGUCUAGGAAUGGCAGUGGAAGCUCCAGGGCCGGCAGCCUGGACCGGAGCUCCCGGGGCUCCAGCACCACCCUUAACUCGGACGAAGACAACAUCAACGUCGUAGUCAGAGUUCGUCCCCUCAACCACAAGGAGCGUGCGCGCCAAGAGCGUGACAUGCUGGAAUUCCCCGGCAAGGGACAAGUCAUCUGCCAUAACCCGGGACAGAAGUCCAAGGUGUUUUCGUACAAUGUGGUCUUCGAGCCUGCAGCUACUCAGGAGGACGUCCUGGAGUACUCCGGUGUGAAGCGGCUCUUAGAGAUGGCAGUCGAAGGGUUUUCCUGCACCGCCUUCUGCUACGGGCAGACAGGCAGCGGCAAGACGCACACUCUGACCGGCCCACCGGGCUUGGUGGAACGCGGAGCAAGCCCUUACUCCGAAGAACACGGACUGGUGGUGCGGUCUUUCGUGUACCUGUUCCGGCUGAUACACGACCGUCCGGAAUGCCACUUCAUACUGAAAGCUAGCUUCCUUGAGAUCUACAAUGAGAAGGUGAUAGACCUGCUGAACCCGGGCACCGCUCGCAAGCCCCUGCAAGUGCGAUGGUCGAAGGAGAGCAGAGGGUUCUACGUAGAGAACCUGUUCACUGUCGACUGUGAAGAGCUGGACGACCUGUUCGCUGUGCUGGAGGAAGGCAUGCGUAACCGCGCAGUAGGCGCGCACGCGAUGAACAGCCAUUCAUCCCGCUCGCACACGUUACUCUGCGUACGGGUGCGAAGAGACCUGCGCACCGACGGCGACGUGACCUGUUCCACCCACGGCAAGAUCAACUUCGUGGACUUGGCGGGCAGCGAGAUGACCAAGAAGACGCAGAGCACGGGCAAGACGUUGGAGGAGGCCAAUAAUAUUAAUAGAAGUCUUAUGGUUUUAGGAUACUGCAUAGCUCAACUAAGCGACGGUAGGAAGAGAGGCCACAUACCGUACCGGGACAGCAAGCUGACGAAACUGUUAGCUGACAGUCUGGCGGGCAAUGGUGUUACUCUAAUGAUAGCGUGUAUAGCCCCUUCGAGAUCAAACAUAAGCGAAACGGUCAACACUUUACGAUAUGCAGCCCGAGCUAAGAAGAUCAAAACCAAGCCUAUCGUCAAAAUGGACGCAAGAGAUGCGCUCAUUCUGAGUCUGAAGAGAGAGGUGGAAGCUCUCCAAGCAGAAAACCAACACCUCAGAACUGCGCUACACGUCCAUACAGAUUACAAUAUGGAGUACAGCAACCAUCAACGUCCCCGCAACACCCCUCCAGCACUCGAAGCCAACAAGCUCUACCAGCUGCCCCAAUCAGAGCUAGUCGAGCUCGUCCAACUCCACAUGGACGAGAAUUCGGCCUUGAGGACCGAGAACCAAGACCUGUUCGGCGUGAGGGACCAGCUGCUCAGGGACCAGGAGCUGCUGAGCCGGGAGAACGAGCGGCUGCUGAAGAAACUGGAGGAUGUCAACUCCGUAUGCAUUCGUUCGCCGAUCAUACCCGCGCGCCCCGCGUAUUCUGACAUGGGAUCAUCGGACCAGCCUAACAUCUGGACUAAUCCCGCUGGCUCGUCGACCAACAGCGUCGUCAGCGCAGGCAGUAGAGGCAGCUAGAGUUUACUGCCACGCAGGUUACAGUUACACAAGUCGUAAGAAAUGACAGUUUGAAGUACAGUUG
This is a messenger RNA of Cydia amplana, 2041 nucleotides long. Its product is annotated as kinesin-like protein KIF12. Gene Ontology annotation, cellular component: microtubule associated complex. The record is from RefSeq and is a predicted model, not a curated record. The transcript is spliced from 14 exons. NCBI's taxonomy places the organism in Eukaryota, Metazoa, Arthropoda, Insecta, Lepidoptera, Tortricidae. Bases 88 to 1977 code for a protein of 629 amino acids. Gene Ontology annotation, biological process: mitotic spindle organization; microtubule-based movement; spindle elongation. Gene Ontology annotation, molecular function: microtubule motor activity; ATP binding; microtubule binding.